Rotaria sordida is the source of this 609-nucleotide messenger RNA. The record is from the annotation of a GenBank genome assembly. NCBI's taxonomy places the organism in Eukaryota, Metazoa, Rotifera, Eurotatoria, Philodinida, Philodinidae.
AUGAUUGAAAUGCAACCUGAACAAGAAACUGCCCAUGUGGUUAUAACGAAUGUCUCUAACAUGUUUGCUCCUCAAUCAUUGUCACUAGAUAAUGAUCCUAAAAUACAACGAAUUCGUAAAAUUCUUUCGAUUACAAUUGGUAUUUUAUUUGCUUUCUUUAUAGUCGGUAUGAUAAGUGCAAUAUUCGGACACGGAAUUGGUAAUGGUAUAAAAGAGACAUCGCAUGGUGCACAAGUUGGUCAAUCUCUUAUAUUAGUUUUUUUCUACACUUUUGGAUUAUUCGUCACUUAUCGAUAUUCUGCAACGGGUUUACGAGUGUUUGCUUGGUUGGAUAUAAUAUCAGUUAGUAUGCUUAUUACUGGAAUAUUAUCUGUUCUCUUUUUGGAUUUCUCACCUUCAACUACAAAGAAGUUAGCUUAUGAUCGUGAUAGAAAAGAUUUUAUCAAUGAUCAAUCAUCAUCUAUCUAUAUUGUUAUUCCUGGUGCAAUUGCUGUUGGUGCUCUUGAUAUAGUCAUUAUUAAAUAUGCCUUCCAAUUGGCCAAACUUAUUGAUAUUAAAAAAUCUUUAGCCAUUCGACAAGCUCACCGUAUUCUUUAUUCAAUAACUUAA